This is a messenger RNA of Adelges cooleyi (spruce gall adelgid), 1453 nucleotides long. RefSeq lists its product as uncharacterized. The coding region runs from base 35 to 1285 and encodes 416 amino acids. NCBI's taxonomy places the organism in Eukaryota, Metazoa, Arthropoda, Insecta, Hemiptera, Adelgidae. The transcript is spliced from 5 exons. The record is from RefSeq and is a predicted model, not a curated record.
AGCAAGUAUCGCACGUCACUAAACCAAUAACACUAUGCACAGUCAUUUCAGUGUCAUUUUGUUGUGUCUUUCUGGCGUUUAUGGCAUAUCGUCUACGUUCGACAAUAUAAAAUGGGAAGACCUUAAGCAAAUUAUAAACGGCCAAUCCAGCAUUAAGGAAUGGGAAACAGCUAUGGAGCAAGAUUUAAUUUACAAACAUGGCAACGAUUCACAAGGUUUUUACAAAGUUAAAGAGGCUGUGAAUGACUAUGCAAAAAUAGUGCGAGCUGACGACAGUGCUCUAAAUACAUUCGAAACGCUCCGCGACAUAAUCAAAACAGCUUAUCAAUGCACGUUAGCGAAGUACGCAAGUCUUGCCACUUUCUUGUUAUUACAGGACUUUUGGCAAAUCAGAUCAAGGACACUCUAUACCUUAGAUUUUGUAAAACAACAUCCAUCCUCUCGAUGGGUUGGACCAGAAAAAAGAGAUAUAAUGUAUAGAGGAUAUUUUCACAAAUUUAGCCACGGGAAAUAUCACUUGGACUACGACGUUAACGUCGAGGAAGAGCCAUUUCAGCUAUUCACCAAGCACGAUUUAAGCACUAAAAAAUCGCAGGAAAUCCACAAUAUUUUGGCGGCCAUGAUCGGCAAGACGCUCGGUGUGAAUAUCAAGCACAACAUCUAUCCGGAUGUGAUAAAAGCGACGUUUAGAAACCAAUAUAGGAGAGAACGUAUAGAUCUUCUCAACAAAUUCAUUUGUGUUCUCAACGAGUCGAUUAUACUGCUCGACAAUUUCAUCGUAGACAAGUGCGUACAACACGAGGGAAAUUUUGUGAAGAAUUUCGAAUCUCUAAAAACAGGCCUCGACGGAGAUUUAAUGUGGCUUCUAGCGCAAUUCGAUGAACUGAAGGCCAGACGUGCUGUGAAGUUGUACCAUGAUUUUACAAACCCGAUCCCGCCAAAUGAUAGCCCAGUGAAGGCUUCGGGCUGCUUCGUAAAGAAUUUGGAAAUCAACGUUGCUGGUUAUAAAUGGGAUUUGCCAAAUACUACCAACCCGACGGCAAUUUAUGGCCAAACCGCAAACCGACAAUCCGAAACUAAAUACAAAAUUGUAGAAACCGCCAAGGAGCCGCAAAGCGAGGUAAGUAUAGCUAUGGUGUCGAUUCGCGAUCCAAGAACUACGGAUAUAGAUCAUCCUCAACCAAGAACUAUGGGUCCAGUUGAUGAUUUUCCAGGAAUUUUGGAUACACAUCAUUCUUUUCCAGGAACUACGAGUACAGAACAACCCAGCAGUUCUCGUGGCUAAGACGAUUACAUAAAUAAUUGUACAAUAAUGUAACAAGGACUCCAAAAAACCAACACUGUGAAAAGGGUUCUUAUAUCAAAAUCUUACAUUGACAUGUCACAAAUAUUUAUCGAAUCUAAAAUGUAUUACAGAAAUUAUUGCACAAUAUAUUUACUAUUCAAAUUCUGA